Pelodiscus sinensis (Chinese soft-shelled turtle) is the source of this 1513-nucleotide messenger RNA. Lineage: Eukaryota; Metazoa; Chordata; Testudines; Trionychidae. The record is from RefSeq and is a predicted model, not a curated record.
AAAAACUGGCCAGUCUAGACACAGCCAAGGAGAUUGAACUCCCUUCUCAUUCCUGCAGAAAGUCCCUUCUGUAAAGGUUUGAGAUAUUGAUGGGUCUGUAGGGAAGCUCAGACUGCUAUUACGCACAUACUGUGUACUGACUGCUUCAAUUUCCUGGGCACCCUCCCUCUGCUAGUAAAACUGAUCCCAGCAUUUAAAGAAAACAUUUUUUUUAAUAGAAAGAGAUUAUCUUGACUAGUUUCUCUGAGUUGUGUGUUUCUUACUAUGCUGCCAAUUAUGUCACCUGGGCAGAAUGAAGAUGGCAAUAGGGUUGAAAGCCUGAACUUCUUAAACUGAGUUCUGAGUCUCCCUUCAAUUAACUUCAAUGCAGGUGACAGCACUGGGAAAAGAUCUGCAGCAAGAGCUGCUCCAAGUCUCACCCAAGCUUUGGCUAUGGCUGUUCCAAUAGCAAUUCUUGAUUGUGACCUCUUGCUCUAUGGCCGAGGACACCGAACCCUAGAUCGCUUCAAGUUGAAGGAUGUCACCGAUGAAUACCUGUUGUCCAUGUAUGGUUUUCCCCGACAAUUCAUUUACUACCUUGUGGAUCUUCUGGGAGCCAGCCUCUCUCGCCCUACGCAGAGGUCAAGAGCCAUCAGUCCAGAGACACAGAUUCUUGCUGCAUUGGGAUUCUACACUUCUGGCUCCUUCCAGACUCGCAUGGGUGAUGCCAUAGGCAUCAGCCAGGCCUCCAUGAGCCGCUGUGUUGCCAGUGUCACUGAAGCACUUGUGGAAAGAGCCUCACAAUUCAUUCGUUUCCCAGAGGAUGAAGCCUCUGUGCAGAGUCUGAAGGAUGACUUCUAUGGGUUAGCUGGGAUGCCUGCAGUGCUAGGGGUGAUUGACUGCACCCAUGUUGCAAUCAAAGCUCCCAAUGCUGAGGACCUAUCCUAUGUGAAUCGAAAGGGUCUGCAUUCUUUAAACUGUCUGAUGGUGUGUGAUGCUAGAGGAUCACUGCUGAGUGCAGAGACACAUUGGCCAGGCAGCCUGCCGGACUGCACUGUGCUGCAGCAAGCAGCUCUUAGCAGCCAGUUUGAAGCUGGAUUGCACAAAGAUGGCUGGCUACUUGGUGACAGCUCCUUUUUACUCCGCACAUGGCUGAUGACCCCUCUGCAUAUCCCUGAAACCACCGCAGAAUAUCGUUAUAACAUGGCACAUUCUGCCACUCACAAUGUCAUUGAGCAGACAUUCAGGACCAUUAGAUCCAGGUUCCGUUGCCUGGAUGGAUCCAAAGGAACCCUGCAGUAUUCGCCAGAGAAAUCCAGCCACAUCAUUCUGGCAUGCUGUGUGCUUCAUAACAUCUCUCUUGAACAUGGACUAGAUGUGUGGUCUUCUCCAGCAACUGGACAGAUGGAGCAACCAGAGGAGGAAUAUGAACAAAUGGAAUCACUGGACUCUGAAGCUUGUCGUAUCCGCCGCGAGCUUUUGCUUACUCAUUUUAGUUAAUACAGUGAGGGAAGGAGACCGUUGCAGAUAGACC